GCCCUGUGGGUAAGCUGCAACUUUGAGGAAGGGAUGCUGUGUCAUUGAGAGACAUGAAUCUGAAUAUUUUAUAAUUUCCAUUAAAAUACUCUCUCCCUUCCUCUUUUCUCGUGUUAUUAUACAGAAUCACAGAUCCAAUAAAACAACCAAGCCGACACUUACUAUCACCACCCUUUUUUACACCUUUUUACACCUCUCUCGUUCUCACCAACAACACACUCACUCCGUCAUUUUCUCUUGACUCAUACUCUUCACUUUCCUAUCUUUUCACUUCUUUCCCUUUUCCCUUUCUCUCACCAAACACACACUCUCUCUGUUGUUGUUAUUGUUGUUGCUAAGUUCUCUUCAAACAGUGAGUGUCAGAUCAAACCAAACAUCAUUUACAUUUUCAUCUCAACUCACUCUUGAUGUUUUAACACUUUGUUUCUUCACAACAUUUUAACAAGUUUCUUACUUCAACAUGCACAACCUCAAUCUCAAAUUUCAUUAGAGUUACAUCCUUGUUAGCAUUAUGGAUCAAAAAUCGUGGCCUUGGAGGAAAAAGUCAUCAGAAAAGACAAUUUUAACUACUGAAAAUGGAGAGGUACACACACUUCUUGCUGAUAAAGAAGAAUUGGAGAAAGACUUCAAAGAAUUAGAAAAUAAGCUUGCUUCGGCACUUUCUGAGUGUAAUUCUAAAGAUGAGCUGGCGAAGAAACAAACUAAAAUUGCACAAGAAGCAGUUGCAGGUUUGGAAAAAGCAAAAGUUGAAGUGUUGUCGGUGAAGCAAGGUCUGGAUGAAGCAUUGCGGGACAGAUUGGUUUAUGAAGAAAGAGUAGCCCAUUUGGAUGGAGCUCUGAAGGAAUGUAUGCAGCAGUUACGAUUUGUUCGAGAAGAACAAGGGCAAAGGAUUCAUGAUGCUGUGAUGAAGGCUUCAAAGGAAUUUGAAAAGGAGUGCAUGGUUUGGGAGGAUCAGUUAUCCGUGACAAGUAAAAGGCUGGCAAAAGUUGAGACUGAAAAUUCUCAUCUUAAUACAUCCAUUUUUCAAAGAGAAAAAUUGAUUGAGGAUCUGAAAAGACAAUUGACUCAAGCUGAGGCAGAUCAUAGUGCACUGAUGGUUAGAUUAGAGUCCACUGAGAAAGAUAAUGCUUCUCUGACAUAUGAGGUCCGAGUACUUGAAAAGGAGCUGGAGAUCCGAAAUGAAGAGAGAGAAUUUGGUCGUCGGACAGCUGAUGUUUCUCAUAAACAUCACUUAGAGAAUGUUAAAAAAAUUGCCAAGUUAGAAUCAGAAUGUCAGAGAUUGCGCCUUCUGGUUCGGAAACGGUUACCAGGUCCUGGUUCCCUUGCAAAAAUGAAAAAUGAAGCUGAAAUGUUAGGACGAGAUACCCUUGAAAUAAGAAGGAACAAGUUGAACUCAACUAGUUCAAUGGUUGAAUCUUCACUUGACAGUUCUCCUGGGACUCCUAGAAGAAUCAGUACUUUGACAGAGCAGCUGUAUGCCGUCGAAGAAGAAAACAAAGCGUUAAAAGAUUCCCUAAGUAGGAAAAUGAAUGAGCUCCAAUUCUCAAGAGUAAUGCUUUCUCGCACAGCUUCAAAACUUUUGCAACUCGAGUCGCAUAAUGAAGAAUCAUCUAAGGGUCAAGUAGCUGUAGAGCAGCUUAGAAGUAACCUUUGCGAAUUCUCUUUGGCAUCAACGUCUGAUAUUGGCAGUGAUGACAAGGUUAGCUGUGCUGACUCCUCGGCUUCUGCAUUGAAUUCAGAAUCAGAGCACUUCAGAAGUGGAAAACAAAAGGAAUCUUGGUCCUGCCGAAGCAUUGGAGCUUCAGACAUAAAUCUCAUGGAUGACUUUGUCGAAAUGGAAAAAUUAGCAGUGGUCUCUGUUGAAAAAGACCCUGAAAUCUCUGGUGCUUCUUUGAAAGAAGUUGCUGAGAUCAGUGGCUUCUCAGAGACUAGGAAAAAGGAGACUACCCUUGGUCACAUUUUGGACUUCUCAACAUCAAAUGAAAAAACAUGUGCCCUUGAUGAACUAAAGGAUAACAUUCCCAGUUGGCUUCAAGAUGUAGUAAAAAUGAUCCUGGAACAAAACCAUGUCACUCAAAAAAAUCCUGAUGAUGUACUCGAGAAUAUUAGAGUAGCUUUGAGGAAUCUGAGUAAUCCAGAUCCGCGCGUCUUUGGUUUGAAAGAAGUUUCUGGUCAUAUUGAAGGAUCUGAUCCUUCAAAUAACUCUUUGGUGGUAGUUCCAUCCAGUGAUGUAAAUAUUACUGACUUCUCGCCAAUAAAGAGAACCAAACAGCAAGCUCAUGAAGACCCGAGUAAAUCAAUAGGAAAGAUAAUUGAGCUGAUUGAAAGAAUCAACUUGCCUGCUGAGGAUUGUGAUAAUUCAGAUCCCUUGUGCACAAGUGAUGAGACUGUACCCUCAGUAAGUAAUUCAGGAACGCCAACGGGCUACAUGGUCCGUGUUUUCCAAUGGAAAACAUCUGAACUCAGCAACAUUUUACAGCAAUUUCUACAUGUGUGUUAUGAUUUACUGAACGGCAAGGUUGAUCAUGAAAAAUUUGCUGAAGAACUAACAACAGCCUUGGAUUGGAUAAUGAAUCACUGCUUUUCACUUCAGGAUGUUUCUUGUAUGAAGGAUGCCAUCAAGAAACAAUUUGAUUGGGAUGAGACACGAAGCGAAAGUGAAGCAGAGUUUGGGAUGAUAGGUCAUUUUGUAGGGGAAGAUAAGUUGCAUCAUCCUGCUGAACAGUUUCCAUGUUUUCCUCAAGAAACUACUUCAAAUGGUCAUGAUCUUCAGAGUCAGAGUCGAGAGAUGUAUUCUGAUGAGGAAGAAGAAAUUAAAAAUAUUAAAGGAAAAUUAAUCACUGCUGAAUCUCAAAAGGAAACAUUGGAAGGGCGGCUUCAAUCAGCUACUGAUAGGAUUGAGUCCUUAACGGAUCAACUUCGGGAAUCAGAGAAAACUAUUGACAACUCAAGACUAGAGUUACAAUCCUUAAAAGAAUCGCAUGGAAUACUUGAGGAUCAAAUAAAAAAUCACACAAUUAUGAAAUCAGAUCUUGAUGCACAGCAUAAAGAGGCUGAAUUAAAAGAGGUUGGUCUCAAGGUUUUGGAAUUAGAAGUGGAACUAGAGAACAAGAACCACAGUUGUGAGGAAUUAGAGACCAGAUGUCUUGAAUUGCAACUCCAGCUUGAAAGCAUGUCAAAGGAGGGCUCAAACCAUGAUAUCAACCAGAAAGACAAGCCAUUGCGAACUGACUUGGAGAUAACGGCCGCUUCAGAAAAGUUGGCAGAGUGUCAAGAAACCAUCCUUAAUCUUGGGAAGCAGCUGAGGUCAUUGGCUCUACCAAAGGAUGCAUCCCUUUUUGACAAUGUUAUUGCAGCACAGCCUAUCAGUACCACAUCCACCACCACCAUCACGACGACAAAAACGAAUCCUAUCCCUGCUCCCCUGAAAGUUAUGAAAAAGAAUCGAUCUUUACUCGAUCAGAUGCUAUCUGAAGAUGAUACUAAAUCCAAGGUUUCCAAAGUAAGUGACCGUGACUCCGAUCUCACCACCAUUCCAGGCAUUAUACAACCUCUGGAGAAGAUUUUAUCAUUGAAUGAAUUUAAAGCUCCAGAUGACAGUGUUACUGCUAAUGAUUUGGCCAUUGUAACUACUAAGAAACCGGCCGUUGUACCUACUAAGAAACCGGGAAGCGGAAGUUUGUGGAAGAAGUUAUUAUGGAAAAAGAAGAAAAGUACCAACACGAAAACAUCCCUUCCAUUGAACACUUGAAGUCUCAUUCGUAUAAUAAAUUGCAGUGUAGUUCAAUACGUAAGAAAUGAAAUUUUAUUUCUUUCCUGUAUUUUUUAUUGAAGGGACUUGACUGGUCUUUUGUGUUUUGAUCUUCUGUGUAUACAACUUAAACCUAACAACCGGAAUCUAUCAUUGUUCUUAUGAUAUUCUCCCUUUCCCUCCGUA
Molecule: messenger RNA, 3937 nt
Organism: Medicago truncatula (barrel medic)
Lineage: Eukaryota; Viridiplantae; Streptophyta; Magnoliopsida; Fabales; Fabaceae
Product: filament-like plant protein 7
Exons: 6
Coding region: 512-3751 (1079 amino acids)
Source: RefSeq, a predicted model, not a curated record